AUGGAGCUGCGCUGCCGGGGCAUCUCAAUGGAGACCCGGCCGGACGAGAGCCCAAAGAAGCCGGACCUUCAUGGAGUGCUGCAGCAUCGGCUGCGGAGCAUCUCGCAGGAGUCCGAUGAGCUGCUGAUGUACACUCCAACGGCCCGGCAAUGCAGCACGCAGAUGCCCGAGCUUGUGCGGGAGAGCUCGCCGAUCAAGGAGGCGAAGGUGGAAGGGGUGCCCUCUCUCACGUCCAAGGUCAAGGAUCUGCAUGAUGAUCUCGAGAGCUGGGGCUACAACAACUACCCUGUCAUCACGGAUCACUUUAACUUCCUCGUGUACGGCGUGGAUCUGGCUAUCAGGAGCAUCAGGUGGUUCCAGUUUGGCUUUGCAGCCUGCUGGCUUGGCUUCCGCCUAUGCGUCUAUGCCAUCAUGUUGCUCCCAGCUUUUGUCCGAAUCAUGCUCACCUACUACCAUGACGCCCGAAUUCAUCGGCGCAUCCGCUUCGGCCCUGCCGAGCGCGAGUACCUGGACAUUUACGUGCCCAAGAACGCCGCGCAGGAAGGCAGCAAGGUCCCGGUGGUCAUCGCCAUCAUGGGAGGUGCCUUCAUCAUCGGCCACCGGGGCUACAACGCGCAGUUGGGAUUGCGGCUCAUGGACUUUGGCAUCAUCACGGUGGGCAUCGACUACCGGAACUUCCCAAGGGGAACCAUCCCCGACAUGGUCGAGGACGUGAGCCGCGGGGUGCGCUGGGUUUUCCAGAACAUCGAGCGCUACGGCGGCGACACCUCCCAGAUGCUUUUGAUGGGGCAAAGUGCCGGCGCCCACUUGGCCUCCAUGCUCCUGCUUGAGCAUGCGCUGCUGGAGGCCAAGCACUCCAUGAAAGGUGGCAAGGACUGCAAAGAUGUGGCGGAGAGUUGCGACAACUGGUCCGUCAAGGACUUGAAGGGAUUCCUGGGGGUGUCUGGGCCCUAUCACCUUCAGAAGCUGGGCCCUCACCUGGCAUCCCGUGGAUUGUAUCCAGGCAUCAUGACCCACAUGACUGGAGGGGAUCUCUUGGGAUGCUCCCCGGAGGCUUUGCUGGAGCAGGCGGACUGGGGCUCGUUCGGCGACCAGGCGGUUCAGCUCCUUCCGCCCAUCCACCUUUUCCAUGGCGAUCGCGACAAGGCCGUACCGGUCUGGUCUUCGGUGCACCUUGCGGGCGCCCUGAAGGAUGCCGGGGCCAACGUGGUGCUCGACAUCCGGCAGGGCAUGACCCACACCUAUCCCGUGGUGGAGGGGCCCAUGAAGCGCCACGACCCGCAGGUAGAGAUCAUCUUGCCGAUGCUCUUCGGCCCCGGGGCGGAGCGCCGCCUGGAGUCAACACCGAAGCUCCCUCCCAUGGCCAACCCGCGCAUCAUCGAGGCAGCUGGCGUGGUGUGUGGGCAGAACAUGGUAGAACUCGGGAGGACGCGGCCGCACAAGGCUGUCGCGUCCAAGAUGCACAACUGGUUCACGGUCAAGAUUCAGCUGGAGUCCACCUCACACAAGCAAUUGGGUAUGGAGCUUGACGACAUCAACGAGCAAGGAACGGAGGAACGGAGGAACGGAAGACCGGAAGACCGGAAGACCGGAAGACCGGAAGACCGGAAGAGCGGAAGAGCGGAAGAGCGGAAGAGCGGAAGAGCGGAAGAGCGAAAGAAAAAGGCCUAG
Molecule: messenger RNA, 1671 nt
Organism: Symbiodinium natans
Lineage: Eukaryota; Dinophyceae; Suessiales; Symbiodiniaceae
Source: the annotation of a GenBank genome assembly